CCCACUUGGCUGAUUUUCAAAACUAUCAUAAGAAAAUUCGAGUCUAAUUUACAUGUAUUAUAUUUAGAUUAGGUUGUGUUGACAAUUAGUUUGAGGCUUAUCCUUUGGUCGUAUUGUUUAUCUAUUUAAGGAGUGAUCUUGUUAAUAUGAUGAGCACUCCACAAUUGGAGCUUCCGGCAAACAGACUAGAAGGAAAGGUGGCUUUGAUCACUGGUGGGGCAAGGGGUGUUGGUGAGAGCAUGGCAAAGCUCUUCUGCAAACAUGGAGCAAAGGUGGUGAUUGCAGACAUUCAAGAUCAACUAGGACAAGCCGUACAAGAAGAAAUUGGAACUCAACAUGCAACUUAUGUACAUUGUGACGUGUCCAAAGAAACUCAUGUUGAAAAUGCGGUUAACGCAACUAUAUCCAAGUAUGGAAAGCUAGACAUAAUGGUGAACAAUGCCGCAACAGCAGAUGCUGCUAAACCCAGCAUUCUUGACAAUGAUGUGACUGAAUUUGAACGUGUUGUUAGUGUGAAUCUGGUAGGUCCCUUCUUGGGAACAAAGCAUGCAGCAAGAGUGAUGAUCCCAGCCAAAAGGGGUAGCAUAAUAACAAUAGGAAGUGUUAGUUCAAGCGUUGGAGGGGUUGCAACUCAUGCAUACACAAGCUCUAAGCAUGCCAUUGUGGGACUCGCAAAGAAUACAGCUGCUGAGCUUGGAAAAUAUGGCAUUAGAGUGAAUUGUUUGUCAUGCUACUUCAUCAGUAAUACAGCUGCAAAAGAGCUCUUCAAACUAGAUGAUGAUGGGUGCUCAAGAGUUUAUUCAAAUCUUAAAGGGGUUGCUUUGAAAGAAGAAGAUGUUGCACAAGCUGCACUCUUUUUGGCUAGUGAUGAGUCUAAGUACAUUAGUGGCCAUAAUCUAGCUGUGGAUGGAGGCUUUACAACUAUUAAUCCAAUUUUCGGUUUGUUUUCACAAUCUUAAGUGUUAAAUCUCAACCAACAUGGUGCAAUGUUGUUAACAAAUAAUUAAGUAUGAGUUUGAUCUUGUUUUUAUGGAAGAACAUGAGUUAAGAGUCUUUUAAAUAAAUCUUGGUAUAUUUAUGGAUUGGUUUGUGAGUUUUGAAUCUCUU
Molecule: messenger RNA, 1107 nt
Organism: Cajanus cajan (pigeon pea)
Lineage: Eukaryota; Viridiplantae; Streptophyta; Magnoliopsida; Fabales; Fabaceae
Product: secoisolariciresinol dehydrogenase
Molecular function (GO): oxidoreductase activity
Source: RefSeq, a predicted model, not a curated record